UGACGCGAAUUAUAGUAAUGUCAAACAUCGCGCCAGCCAGUAAGCAGCCAGUCAGCCAGCUAGUCAGUCGGCCGGAGGUAGCGUGGAGAUCGUCCGAUAACCGUGCACGGACUACAACUCACAAACGACGUUUUUCUGCUGUUCUCGUGGCACCCCCCACGAUCUCCGCGAUCUCAACGUCGCACGCGACUAUGUGACUGCAAACGAUCGUGACCGCAUCGUGAAGCAGACCGUGUCGCGAUCGCGAGUAGAGCGAGCGAGCGAGCGGCUGGACGAGCAAAACGGCCAACAACCGGCGGCGGCCGAGAGAAGAAGGGCGACCCGGAGACGUUAACGGGACGCGGCCGGGGCCGUGAACGCACUCGCGAGUCGAGCCCAAACUGUCAAGAUGGACUGGGAGCUGAUGACGAUGGCGAGCCUGCACUUGACCGCGACCGAGCACCGCUAUUACGGCGACAUAUUCAUAUAUUGCUGCGAGAACGCGGACAGCGACAGCGUGCCCGUCAUCAAAGUCGCCGAGUUGCUGCGCUUUGCUAAUUUGCCGCGGGACGUCACGAUGAAGAUAUUGGAUAUUUGCAUUGGAACCAAAGGCAACACACAUCUGGGUAAAAAGCAGUUUUAUGCAGUGCUGAAGCUUAUAGCUGUUCAUCAAGCUGGUCUUGAGGUCUGCAGAGAUAUGUUGACCGCAUCUCUGGAUGUUGUUACCCUGCCAAGAUUCACAUGGCCAACCUCUGGCGACGAAGAUGGCAGGAGGAGUUCAGAUUCGAUCAGAGGCGCAAAGGGCAGGUGUCACGUCCCAGAGAGUACUACGGAGAGUGAAAGUGAAGCUGAAUCUCCACGCGAGACUGGCGGCAGCACAGAUUCCCCUACACCAACAAACAGUGUCACUCAAGAGAGGAACGAUGGUAUAUUGGGUAGUGAGACAAUAUUGGAUUCCGUUUCCGGUGGCUGGCAGGGUCUGCUGGUCUCCGAAGAACAGAGACAGCUGUUGGGUACAGAAGAGGAGAGCUCAGAGCGUCAUAGUAGCGACGAGGGAGAAGGUGACGGCGACAACUCGGGUUUCCCACCUGAGGAAGUGUGGAUUAUCAGUGACGAGCAGCGUGAUUAUUACGCCGCGCAAUUCGCGCAGCUGCAGCCCGAUCCGGAGGGUCUCUUGGCCGGGCCGGUGGCUAGAACAUUUUUCGAAAAGUCGCGACUUCCCGUGGCCGAGUUGAGACGUAUUUGGCAGCUCGCGGACGUUACGAGGGACGGGGCACUCAGUCUGCAGGAAUUCUACGUGGCUAUGCACCUCGUUGUACUGAGGAGGAAUCAUGUGCCUCUACCCGACGUCUUACCUCCGUCCUUGUCGAUUCCGUUAGUCAUGCAAACAGCUACUGCCGCACCGCAGAUCCCACCGGUGACAAACGCCCAGAAAUCAUCGCCGACCUGCGGCGCGAAUAACAGCCGCGAGAAGAAUAAAGAGUGGACAAAGUUUGUAGACUCGCCGACCGGCACGAGCAGUUCGGUCACCAGCCCGGGGUUGCAGCUAGUGAAUUUCGAUUUCCAGAAGUCGGCGGUCGAGCGAGAUCCGAAGAUCUUGCACCCGGUGCCUCUGCGCUUAACGCCUGAGGCAGCGAUACUCGCUUCCGGGGCUAACGGCAGUAGCAGUAGCUGCACAACCUUAGGAGAAGACGAGCUGCAGCAUUCUGCGGCGUCGCUGGUACAACGACCACUCACGAAGAAACCACCCGCGGCACCCGAAGAUGCUGUCAUUGUUACUCCCAAGAAGGAACCACCGCCGCCACCGCCACCCAGACCCUACAGAACACACGCACGCAGUUCUAGUCUUGAUCUUAACAAAUUAGGGAAAAACGGUCAAAGUUUCCUUGGAGCGCCGCCAUUGGUACCGCCCAGAAUUUCGCCAGGAAUUACAUCGCCGCGUAAAUUGGUCGGCCAGAGAAGUGAAGGUGAGGGUCAAAGGACAUUGAGCGAAAGUCAAGGCUUUGUCGCCGACUUCUCUCAUUUUUCCCCCAAGAGUGAACUGCCGGAAAAUCCUAUAGAGAAUUCGCUGCCGCAAUCUCAACAAUUCACCGGAGUCUGUGGAGCGUUUCAUAUUUAUAGGAAACCCAGUCCAAAACGGGACGGCAGCGAAGAGGAUGGUAAGGACGAAUCGGAGAACGAGAGGAAAUUGACUUUGCAAGAAUUGAGGGAAAAGAAUGCGGAACUACGCCUAAUCUGCGAAGAACUGACGCGAGAACUAGCCAGCGCGCUCCAAGAACGCAUAAACCUACGCGCGAAACUCCUACUCUUGACUUGAUGUGAUUGUUACUCGUUUAUCAUUCAUCCGAUCGAAGUUAUGAGGUGCCACGUAUCCUCGACUCAUUGUAAACGCAUGUAUUUAACAUGUUAUGCUAGUCUAGAACUCCACCUUUUCCCAACAAAGUAUUUCGCAGUAAGUAUUCAUUCAUCUUCGUAAUAAUCAUCGUAGGGCGGACAGAGAUGCGGCAGAGGGGACGAAAUUUACAAAAAAGGAAAAAAAGACAUUAUACAUACAUAUAUAGGUAUUUUACUUUAGGAUGAGAGAAGAAAUGUACCGAUGAGAGAGAGAGAGAGAGAGAGAGAGAGAGAGGGGGGAGAGAGAGAGAUAUAUAUUAUAUCAAUUACGAAUCGUGUACAAAACUGAUCAUGAUCUCUAUACUGAUGGUAUACAAUUUGUAAGUGCUUGUGCGAAUAGCCAGAUUGACGAGCUGCUGUUUACAUUUAUAUGCAAAGAAAAAAAAAUCAUAUUGGAAGGCGCGUUCGACGUAAAAUUUACGUUACUAAAUUUACCCCUGUGAUUUAUCGUGACUUGUGUAUCGCUGUGAAUUUAUACGUAUUUCUAUAUAAUGCGCCAUGCAAGUGUAUCUGUCAUGUUAUUAUUCCAUUUGAAUGUCGAUAGUUGAAGAAAUAUCCGACUGUUGUUUUCCUGUAUAAGAAAAAAUUGCUAAUUUUAUAAAAGAAAAAGUAAUAUCAAGAUAUCCCGUAAUCGUUUGUAUAUCGAUGAAUCUCUGGAGUUAUUCGUUCACUGUGAGCGGGCAAAGGAAUUGUCAUACGUGUGUCCGUUAUAAACUUCGAAUUAGCUGUGUAUUAUAAAGACGAGCGAUAGAUAUUUGUUAUUUGCAACAAAAUCGAACUGUAUUUUCGUAUGACUGUUUAACAUUUUCACAAAAAAAGGAAAAGGAAGGGGAAGGGGAAAAGGAAGAAAGCCACGGCGCCAACUGAGGAACGGGAUAAUCUGGACUGUUACGAUGUUAUAUUUUACUUGAUGAUAUAACGAGAGUACCUACGAGAUACCUGUUAAAUGUUAAUGAAAGAUAUACGAGAAAUGUGGAAUCUGCAGGAACAGAAUACUUCGAAAAUAAAUUUAUCUAGAGGUGUAUAAACACGCUUCCCUCUUGACGAAUCAAUUUACGUUGAAUACGUCGAUUUUGGUGUACCAAUCUUUUGGAAUUCAUCAUCAUCAUCUCAUCAUCGUGUACCGAUUUCUAUUACCGUAGACUAAAGGAAAAAGAUAACUAUACUAUAGUUGGGAUGCAGACUAUUUGAAGCGUGAGAAGAAUAUAGACCUAUCAGGCACAUCAACGGCGAAACCAGGUCACUGCAGCGAUCUGUGGGCGGGAGAGUGCUUUUAGCCACUUACAUAGCUAUUUCUAACUAGCGACUAGCGAUUGCUCAACAUAUAUAGCUCUACAAUGAACAUAUAUACAGGUUACUUGAACAAAUUGGACUUAGAAAUCUCGUUUUUACUCCCCUGUAAGAUUCAGCCCUUGUGGCUUAGAUCUAUAUUAGUCUCAGCGUUUCACAUCUUCAAAUCUCGCCAUUUCUAUGCAAUCAAAUGUAUAAUGAUCCGUGAUCAGUGUAAUACACAUCACGUCCUUUAGUAUUUUUAAUUGAUUUAUUGCUGCAGAUAGCAGAACAGAAAUAUUUGCCAAGCAACCAUUGUUACUAAAAUAAUAAUAACUCUUUGUGCCAUAUAACGCGAAAUUUUAAAGUUUAUAUACUGCCGUCAUUGAAACCGAACGACGGUACUUUUUCCUGUCGGUCAUCAUGGGACAUUAAAAGCUUAGAGAGAAAUCAACGAGUAUUCGACGGAGACUUUUUUGUAAUUGUAUAGAUAUAUACGGAUAUAUAUAUAAAGAUUAUAUAAAGUUAACGCUUAUAUCAGAAUCAUCUGUCCGAUUUAUUGUCUGCGGUCCUGUAAAAAGAAAUGUAACGAUAUAGAAAUACAAAAGUGUCUGUCGAGCAUGAAUAAAGGAACUACUUUAGUUUCAUAACAACUUUUAUUGAUGUCAUUGUGUGAAUGAAAAAUGAUAAUCGUAUAUUUUUUAACUGCGAAUACUUAUGAAGUUUUUUUCGGGUAUGAAUGAACGCGAAUGAUAAAAAGUAUGUGUAUGAUGUGGCGUGUAUAUAUAUACAUAUAAUA
Harpegnathos saltator (Jerdon's jumping ant) is the source of this 4441-nucleotide messenger RNA. RefSeq names its product RALBP1 associated Eps domain containing (gene Reps). Gene Ontology annotation, biological process: endocytosis; endosomal transport. The coding region runs from base 389 to 2296 and encodes 635 amino acids. Gene Ontology annotation, cellular component: plasma membrane; cytoplasm. The record is from RefSeq and is a predicted model, not a curated record. The transcript is spliced from 5 exons. Gene Ontology annotation, molecular function: protein binding; calcium ion binding. Lineage: Eukaryota; Metazoa; Arthropoda; Insecta; Hymenoptera; Formicidae.